Molecule: messenger RNA, 5193 nt
Organism: Dermacentor albipictus
Lineage: Eukaryota; Metazoa; Arthropoda; Arachnida; Ixodida; Ixodidae
Product: ileal sodium/bile acid cotransporter-like
Cellular component (GO): membrane
Source: RefSeq, a predicted model, not a curated record
AAGCAAACCACUGUCAAUUCUACGAAUAGCGGCACGUUCCGAAAUUUGAAGGAAGAAGAGGAAGAAGGUGAAGAUUAGCGGCGUCGCAUGGUACAAGGAACAGUCCUUUCCGGUCUUCAGGAGCCAUCCUGCACCACAUGAGCCUCUGGGAGCAAGGGCCUAGUAUACGGUGGUUUCGUCAUGCGUCACGGCCAGUUCUCAGCCCUGCUUUUGUGCGCGCUCUCCCGCGCCGCAUUUCUGGACUCGGCGUACUCUCUGGACAACAAAGCGACCGCUGGAUUAGUUCUCUUCCCGACCUUCGCGGGCCUCGAAGAGGCCCACGACGUCCAGGAGCAGGGCCUCGAGGUCCGCGACGUCGCCGACGACGUCCAGGAGCGGGCCGACUUCGGCGGGGGCAACAAAUCCGGCCGCAUCGAGCGCGGUCCCUACGCCGUCACGUUCGAUCCGCCGCGCCGAAUCAGCGUCAAGGAAAAGCGCGAGGUCGUCGUCCAAGUGUCCUUCGCCAUGACGGGUGAUCGGGUGGUCGCGGUGAGCAGCGCCGACCCCAGUGUAGCCACGGUGGACCUCUCGAAGGUGAACCUGCACUCGGAUACCAACGGCAGCGCCUUCAACGUGACGGUUCGCGGGGUCUUCAUCGGCUACACCAAGCUCCACUUCAGGGUAUGCGAGCUGCGAGGCGACGCCGAGACCAACUGCGUCGAACUGAGCUACGUGGUCGCCGUGCUACGCGCGAGAACGGUGCUGCAGAAGACCUUCCCCGUGGUGGUCGGCCUGAUGCUGUUUCUCAACUACAUCAGCAUGGGCUGCCAGGUCGACAUGGGCGCCAUACUGCAGUGCCUAAAACAGCCGUUGGCGUCGACCAUAGGCUGCCUCUGCCAGUUCAUCUUCAUGCCCCUGGCGUCCUACUCCAUCGGACUGCUGAUCCUGAAAGAUUCCCUCCAGCGGUUCGGCAUCUUCUUGCUGGGCUGCUCGCCAGGGGGCAGCGCAAGCAACCUCUGGACGCUUGUGUUCAACGGCGACCUCAACCUUAGCAUCACCAUGACGUUUAUCAGCACCAUUGCCAGCGUUUUCAUGAUGCCCCUGUGGGUGUUCCUCCUGGGAAACGAGAUCUCCCAAGACGAGACCAAGGUGUUGACCAUCCCCUACGGCAACCUCGUCACCAGCCUGGCGAUUCUAGCAGUGCCACUUUCCAUCGGCCUACUUAUCCAGCAGUUCAGACCCAAGUUGGCUUUGACGUUGGUGGAGUACUCAAAGCUCGUCACCAUCUGUGUUCUCGUCAUCCUCCUGAUCCUGACAGCCACUGUCCAGAGGUACAUCUUCCAGCUGAUAACGUGGCAGGCCGUGCUGUGCGGCGCGCUGAUAUCCUGGAGCGCGUACGGCGCCGGCACGCUGGGCGCCCUGGCGGGGCGCCUCAACCGGGCGCAGAUCAUCGCGCUGGCCAUCGAGGUCGCCUUCCAGAACAGCGCCAUCGUCAUCGUCAUCAUGUACACGUCACUUCCACGACCGGACUCGGACCUGGUCAUCGUGCCUGUCGUCUACCAGACGAUACUGCAGGGAGUCCCGCUCUACGCGAUUCUCGCGGCGCAGAGGAUCCGGAUGGCUUGCGUCUCCUGCUGCGGGCCUCUGUCCGUGAGUGGGAAGUCACUCGCCGAAGCGGGCUCCUCCAAGCCGGAAGCGGGGGCGCUCGCCGCUUCCGGUUCACAGGCCGGGGACGCGGAGGACGCCUCGUGCGCGCCUCACAAGGAAGUUGCGAAGCUUGGCUCGGUCAUCGAGAGCGCCUCCAGCCGCGCGCACACUGGAACGACAGCUUAACCGAGUUGCUAUGCAGAGAGGACUACUGUGGACUGCAUGUCGAAUGUUAGUAUUUUUAUCGACGAUAAGCGAUAACUUUCGGCGUGUGCGUGCGUUGUAAAGGCGAGUGGUUAUCACUGCGACAUUUACGUGUAACACGUGCACGUCUCCACCAUCUUGUCCAUUUUGCGCUUCAGUAUGAUAACGUCAGUUAGCCGUCACAGUUAUUCGUCAUUUGGUUUCUUUUGUUGAAAAUACUGGAGAUACUUCUCGUUCACGGAUCGUUCAGCACGCAUGGGAAUGAUGGUUAUUACAUGAAUUUAUCCGAUCUUCAACAUCGUGGCUUCAAAACUUCUUGUGGCUUUACCUUUUGCAUAUUAUACACCUGUAUAGGCCUAAAUUUUGAAGCAACCCUAUUAAAAAAAUGCGAGCCAAUAAGAUCCUGCGCACUUCAGAAAUCAGCGCGAAUUAUUGCGUUUAUGAGGCAAACUUUUGUAGAAGUUGAUCAGUCCGCAAAGUCACAAAGCGGCACGCUUUAUUCGACAAGGACGACGUUUAUUAGAACGCAUGUACUAACCAUCACGUUCGUGCUCGCAGACGGCAGCUCCAGGGUUAUAUAGUAACGCUUGUGAAAUAAACCAUUGUUUCGGGUAGUGCGACCCUCUGCGAUGCAUAUGGACACCUUGCGACGAAGCUUUCCAGAGUUGACAGCAGCGAGAGAACACGCGUCUUACAGCGAGGUGGAAGCGAAAUCGUGAAGUGCACGAUGCGCAGUGCCGUCCACUGUUAAAUGAAACACGCGACUGGAGAGCGCGUGGAAUUGUUUUCUCUCUGCCAAGCGCGCAAUCGUCUGGCUUUGCAGGCGACGGCUCGUGAUUGGUGACGGUGGCGCCUUGCUACGCGCACAUGGAUUGCAUUGGUGUAUUGACGUAGCUUCCAGACACACUUCCCAACUACUUUUACUGUACAUGAAAUUAUAAACGAAACAGGCGAACAAGAAUUUCAAAACUCACUAGGCAUAAACGUUGACAAUUUCACAACGCUCUUAGAAUUUUAUCUUCAUUCGACAGCCAUCAAUCGUGACGAGAAAUUUUUGUAUCCAACACACCGGUAUUUGUAUCGGUUCAUCCAUCGCACCCGUGCUUAGCGAUAUAUUUUGAUAUAGCACUGAAAAACGCAUUUACGAUGCUUUAGUUGAUCUCCCCAGUUACGCUCAUUUAUUGCUAUACGUCGACGACUACCUGGUUCUUUUAAAGCAGCGACCUGGUUAUUGCUUUGACGAAGUGAAAAAUAUUCUGAGAAUUUUCAGUACCCACGGUGGGGGACUUAAGUUCGUCUUUGAACUGCCGAAUAAAAUUAACAUUAAAUUCUUCGAUAUUAUUCUUUCAUUUGCUUCAAACCACCAUGCUUGCUGAGCUUACCAACCUAGGUCUAAGCAAGGCAUGCUUCCCUAUGACAGCGCUCAUUCAAAACUCGGGAAAAGGGGGUCACAGAAGAGGGUCACAGAAGAACACAGUUUUUUCCUCUCUUCUAUAUAAAGAAUGCUGUAUAAAAUGCUGUAUGUAUGGAAUGCUGUAUAAAAGCUUGUUGAUCUUUCAAUAACAUUUCCAGUUGGCAGUACAGCGCUUCCCCCUGUUGUGUGUCGUGUUUUCGAUUGUCGUCCCAUUCGCGCUGCUUCAACUUUUAUUCCAACAACUGCGCCAGCAGGGUGAGAGGCAUGCAUCAUAGGUGUUCCCUUUAAACGGUGGACUGCGCUGUUCACUCACGUUGACAACUCUUUGAUCGCAUAUAUCGCGAGGCAAAAGUGUUCGAGAUCUGCAAACCUCGAAGUAUACGCAUGCUCCACGUGUCUGCCAUCGUUGGGGAUCAAGAUCAGAAGCGCUAACAUUUCGCGAGCUUGAACUCGGCAAAGCUCGGCGUGCAAUUAGUGCUGCAGACCAGAGAUCAAGCAAGCGGGGCAAUAGUUUGGAAUGUGCGAUUUUAUUCGCACCCCUAGCGGUUGGUGUCGGCGACACUGGGGCGGUUAUUGAAGUCCUCAUUGCGUACCUGUGGUCGGACGCAAGGUACAUGUAUUAGAAACGCGCCGGCUCUUCUUUGGUUAAGUGGGUAGGCAUGAAAUUCUCAACGGACCCCCAAAGUGACCGAGCAGCAACUCUGUAACAGCACUGUUUUUCUGCAGACAAACUACUACUCAGUUUUACGCACUAAGAUUUUUUUCAGGCUAGUCUAGAGUCAUACGAAGCAAACCCAAUGUUAGCACAGGCGAGUUGUAAUGAUCAUCAAACGGAAACAUCACCAUCAAUCGGUUAUAGUGCGAUCGGAAUCGGAGUGUUGCUCCUGCCGACUAACGCGCUCUCAGCAGAGUACUUUUCCUUCCCAAAGAGAUUCCGGUAACUCAGAAAAUCAUUCGACUUCCAGUGUCUAAAGGCGGAUUAGCCAUGCCAAAUGUGGCCCUAACCGCCAGAGUUUUAGCUGCUAAAAUGGCCACCACGUUGACUAAUACAUGUGACCAUGUCGGAAGACUGGUCUUACGUUACUGGUCAAGUACCUUCGAUCGCUUCAUAACCACAGAAAAAUGGGUAGGUCCCCGAGCGGAAGUCCCACUACAGCUCUAUAAGGAUGUUGUGUACACCAAGUGGGCCAUCGAAGAGUCGUUACCAAACGCAGCACUUACGGAAAUAAAACCAGGAGACGCGAGUGAGGGACUGGUAAUCCAUGAAUCGAAACCGGAAAAGACGAAGAAAAGCGCAAGAAGAAAUUGGAAGCUGUGGGACGAAACACGGCUUCCCAGAGAAAUUAGAUAUUUUGAAUGGAGAAGAAGGUGGGGCAUCCUGCCAACUAAAAUGCGCUUGGAAACAUUCCAUAUCACAGCUACACGUAGAUGCCCCAACUGCCAGGAUCCAGAAUCGCAAAGACAUGGUCUGAAAGAAUGUAUUUCAGCCAUAGUUGCGUGGAACGUGUCCUCUGGAAACUUCAAAUCAAAACUGCGAAAACCGAACAAAAGGAAGAAAGCUCUUCGAAAAAUUACUACCAAUAGGGAUUACGUACAGCCUUUGGAAAGGAAGUGGAAUAGUGGAAUUGCAAAGAAAACCACAAAGAUCAGUCUACCCGGUUUUAAAGCCUGCACGUGUCUUGAUGAGUGAAAUUCUUACCGGCGAAUUGGCAGCAAAUGGAGUCGACCACUUCUUAAUGGAGUGGCAUAUUAGUUUCUGUACAAUUAAAAAUGACAACAUUAAUACACCGAUCAUCUAUUAUUAGACGGUGUGUCAUAUAUUUACUAUGGCCCCUAAGAAGGGGUAUCCAUAAUAAUGCUCACGAAUUACGGCUGUGACUUGUGUAACAAAAUCCUUCACGUAGAAAUUGUAUAAUGAUGUAAUGAUGUAAUAUACUUCACACAAUCAA